This is a messenger RNA of Rosa chinensis, 1951 nucleotides long. RefSeq names its product nucleosome assembly protein 1;4. Gene Ontology annotation, cellular component: nucleus; chromatin. Gene Ontology annotation, molecular function: histone binding; chromatin binding. The record is from RefSeq and is a predicted model, not a curated record. Bases 116 to 1714 code for a protein of 532 amino acids. NCBI's taxonomy places the organism in Eukaryota, Viridiplantae, Streptophyta, Magnoliopsida, Rosales, Rosaceae. The transcript has 16 exons. Gene Ontology annotation, biological process: nucleosome assembly.
CACGCUACUCGUCCUCGUUAAUCGUUCCAUUUCUUCUUCAACACACUCCUCUCUCUCUCUCUCUCUCUCUCUCUCUCUCUCUCUCUCUCUCUAGGGUUUGCAUCUUCUAGGCAAAAUGAUCAACUACAGAGAUAAACUCGAACGCAGUGUGUCUCUCAUUCCGGCAGCCGCUGCUCUCAGUGCGGAGGAUCGUGCUGCUCUUGUUAAAGCUCUGGAGACCUUGGUUGGGCAGCAUUCUAACAAAUUGGAAUCACCUGAGCUGAAGAAGCGCAUUGAGGCUUUGACAGAAAUACAGCGCCAACUCAAGGACCUGGAAACAAAAUUUUUUGAGGAGAGGGCUGCACUGAAAGCUAAACAGAAGCGUUUCCAAGAAGAGGGGCAUGACUUUAGGCUUUAUACACUGAAAAAUAAUGAAGUGCUUGCUAAGGAGAUCACAGAGCAUGAUGAAGAGGCUUUCAAGUAUCUCAGUGAUAUCAACUGCUGUAGGAUAGGCAGUUCUAAUGGAUUUAAGAUGGAGUUUAUCUUUAAUCCUAACCCCUACUUUGAAAAUUCUGUAUUGAAAAAGACAUACCACAUGACUAAUGACAAUAAGCCUAUAUUGGAGAAGGCGAUUGGGACGGAGAUCAAGUGGUAUCCAGGGAAAAUCUUUGCUGAGAACUGUCGGAGCUUCUUCAACUUCUUUCAACCUCUCCAGGCGGCAGACGUCCAAAGUCAGAUGCACCGGAGUUAUGGCAUUUUUUCAACAAUUCGAGAUAAGAUCAUCCCGCAGUGGCACCAAGUGAAUGGGAAAAAGAAUUCUCAUAAUUCAUACAACUACGGAGGGCAUCAGGAGCCACUGGAAAUAAUAUUUUUAGGAGAGAGAGCUGUGUUGGAAGGAAAAUAUCAGAAACUUUACGAACCUCUCUACGAAAAGAGAUAUGAGAUUGUUAAUGGUAUAACUGAAGUUCAAGAAACGAAAAGUGAAACUGCAGUAGACCAAGAAGGAGGUAAAGCCACAGAAGAGAAAGGAGUGCCUUACUUUUGGGUUACUGCAAUGAAGAAUGAUGAAGUACUUGGUCAGAAGGUCACAAAGUCUGAUGACGGAGCUCUCAAAUAUCUCAAAGAGAUCAAGUGGUGUAGGAUAGACAAUUCGAAGGGGUUCAAGCUGGAGUUCUUCUUUGAUCCAAAUCCAUAUUUUAAAAACACUGUCCUGACAAAAGCAUAUCAUAUGAGUAGUGACAGUCAAAUGUUAGAGAAGACAACUGGGACAAACAUCAACUGGCAUCCUGGCAAAAGCUUGACACCUAGUCUUCUGAAGAAGCCAAGAAAGCGAUCAAAGAAUGCUGAAUUCCUGACCAAACAGCAAAGCUUUUUCAACUUUUUUCACACUCCCGAGUAUCCUGGGUUUCCUUGGGAUUCAUCAACUUAUACACAUCAUGAUAAUUUCCAAAAAAUUGAAGAUCAAUUCGAAGUUCAGAGGGAUCUGGAUUAUGAAGUUGGUAAAACUAUUCGAGACAGGGUCAUUCCUCAUGCAGUAUCACUUUUCACUGGGGAAGCUGUUGAGCGGGGCACUUAUUUUGAAGAUUUAGAUGAUGAUGAUGAUUUAAAUGAUGAUGAUUAUUAUUCUGAUGAUGAUGAUGAGGAGGGGGAGGCUGUUGAGCAGGACACUAAGUUUAGACUGUUCGAUAAUGAUUAUGAUGCGGAGGAGGAGGAUGAAUUUGAGGAAGAUCCUUGAGUAUUAACUUGUGUCGAGUCCCAACAGUUCCCAGAAAGGGUUGCUCAUUCAACUUGGGUAUUAUAACCUACAAAGCUAGGGCCAGCUUUUUCUGUUUGCUAGGGCCAGCUUAGAUGAAUCUACAAAGCUAGCUAGCUAGCGAGCAUCUUUUUUUUUUUUUGUUCUUGCCUUGGGCAAGUGUGGGGAUUUGCUUCUUUUAUGGAACUAUAUUAACUUUAACCUCCAGGUUAUUUUCUC